GAUUCCUCCCCAUCUGGGUUCCACCAUUCUCUCCCGCACGCACGGACGCACCCUUCCUCCCUCCCUCCCUCCCUCCCUGCCUUCCCUUCACACUCCUUCUCGCCUAAUGGCGCACGGCGAAACCAAAAUCUCGCAAUCCCAUCCAACCCGAGCACCCUAGCGCCGUCGCUGCUCGAUCCCGCCUUGCGGCGCAGCGCCCCUCGAGUAUCGUAGGCCCUUCCCGAGCCGCCGGGGAUUCCGCUCCAAUCCGAAUCCGAGCCUCACGUCGGCCCCGCCGCGGGUCUCGUCUUUGAACUCGCUGCAGUUUGAAUUUUGUAGGAGAUUUCGCCAGGUGUUUGGAUUCAGAGCCAGUGAUGUACGGGCAGGGAGGAAGCUUCAAUCCGCACUACCGUCAUGGCGCGCCGCCACCACAGCAGCAGCAGCAUCAAGGCGGAGUGACGGGGCCAUUUCCCCAGCAGCCGCUACUGCCACCACCGCAGCCAGCACCAUUUCAGCAGCACCCAGGAAUGCGGCCGCCGCCUGGACCAUACCAGCACGGCAUGCCAUCGCUUCAGAACCAGGCGUAUCCCUAUGCCCAGCACGGCCAGAUGCACCAGAUGCCAAUGGUGCCGCAACAGAGGGGUUUUGCGCUGAUGCCAAUGCCAGGGCUGCCCCCACCGCCGCGGCAACAAGCUAUGUAUCAAGCCCCUCAACAGUAUCCCAUGCCAAGGCCUCUCCCUCCACCACCGCCUCGGCCACCCAGCUUUGCUCUGGAGAAUGUGCUGCCUCAAUCUGGCCUACCACCUCCCCCUCCUCCACCACCACCUUCUUCUCCCCCUCCUUUGCCCCCCGCACCUCCCACUCUUGUAGUUUUGCAGUCAUGGAAUGCAGAGGUAGAAGGAAAAGAAGGCGCACCUGAUGGAGGUCGUGAUGCCAAAACUGAGGAAGCAGCGACUCAGCUAAUUGUGUCGGAUGACUCAGACAUGGAUAUGGAUGGGGAUGAGGACUCGCCAUCAAGACAUCUUAGUCCAGUCAAUUCUUCCCUUGUGACUGCUGAAUGUAUUGGAGAUGUUAAUGUGCCAAAGUCUGUCAGUGAUGUUUCGAGCCUUGACAAUGAUUUGCCACCUGGUCGUGGCAAGAAUGCUGAAACUACAAAUGUAACUGUGGAAGGUGGGAGCCCAUUCCGAUUAAUACAAGGUUAUGCCUCGGAUGACAGUGAAGACGAAAUGGAUGAUUGUGCUGCCCGCAGCCUUGUGCUAUCACCUAAAGAUAAUCAGCAUAGUCAUCCGAAUGAUAAAAAUACGGAAAUUGGUUAUCAGAAACUUACUAAUGCAGAGGGAAAUGUGAAUACCCCUCCUGGCACCAAGCAAAAUGGUGAAGCUAGAAAGUAUCAUCUCAAGGAUGAGAGCAACCCAGUGAAGCACAAUACAGAUGUGCUUGCGCAUUUAGUCAAAGAAGAGUUAAGUGGCAGCGAGUUUGAUGGAGUGCAAAGGAGUAAAAGGCAUGGGAGGAGCCAAAGAAAACGAAGCCGGAGUAAGUCACCUCAGGAUAGGAGUCGUAGCUCAUUGAAGAGAAACUGGCGCAGUCCAUCCCGAAGUUCAUCGCCUGGAAGGCAAAGCAGGUCGCCACUUGCUAAGCGGGUUCAUCCUGCUGGAGAAGGUAAGGUUUCAGAAGGUAGAAUUGCUCAGCAAGAGAGCCUGGUGGGGACAAAGAAAUUGGAUAGUUCAAAUGAUUUAAUUGGCAAAGUGGGAGAUAAUGUUGCACCUGAUGUUGCCCUUGGACAGCAUGGUCCUGGUGACAAUUUAACUUCUAAGUCUUCUCAAUCAGUGGCUGCUUCUGCAAAUGCGUCUAAUCCUCAUAAGAUGCAAAUACCAUGUCCCCCAUCUCAGUCUCAAUCAGAAUUAAAUAUGUCAUCAUCGGCUGGUAAUCACAGUCAUGUGGGCCAAUCUUCUGCAGGUGUCCCAUUUGCAUCAGUUCAUGCUACCGAGAACUCCAUGACUUGUAAUAUGUCCCAGUCUCAUCCGCAGAGCUUGUGUCCUCCAGAAAAGAUGUCAUCUGGUUUCACACCAGCUCAUCCAUCAUCCUCAAAUAUGAUUCAGCUACCAGGACAACCAUUACUUGCAAGUUCAGAAAUCCCUCAAACACAAUACCAGCAUAAUGUUAUUGCAUCAGCAAAUGAGUUCUUGCAGAAUCAGAUGAGAAGCUAUCCUGCACUGGAUCUGUCUCAUCCUAGGCUGUUGGAUUUCCAUCAUCAUACGCUACAGCCAUCAGUUCCUUCUCACCAGCAGCCUGCUGCCAUUCCUGUUGAAAAUGCUCCAGUACCUCCAGACAGAUGGUCGGAGUAUUCUGGUGGUGUAGGUCUAUCUUAUCAUCAGCCUCCAUAUGGUCAGAAGCAGCCUUCUGGGAGUUUGGAUUCAGGAACUCACUUUGUUUACCCCUCUUUACAGAGAUUUCCAUCAAAUCUGCCAGGAAGCGGCGAUCUUGGUCCCAUAUCUGAUGUUGGUUUGCCUAAAUCAUCCAUCAAACCCCACUACAACCCAUUUGCAUCUACCUUUGAACAAACAGAUCCAAGUCUAAAUAUUGAUCCUGCUGUCAGCCCAAAUGCAGUUGGCUCUGCUUCAACAAAAGCAGUAGAACACAUGAAUACACUGUCUCCUUUUGGUCAAUCAUUUCCUGGAUCUGGAACCCAUGUCCAUGAAAGUUCUGCAGAAGCUGUGCCCAAUGCACAAAAGCAAUUUCGUUUGGGGUUUACUUCUGGUGCUCUUUAUGAUCCCCUGCUUGACAGUAUUGAACCAUCAAGUAGUUCUAUCAACAAGGUGGAUCUUGUUAAAGAGAAAAACCGGAGUGCUGAUGAUAGUCGUGAUCUGUCGAAACUGAUGAACAUAGAAGUGGAUAGUGAAAAUAUGCAUGGACUGGGGGUUGUUGCUGAAUCAGAAGUUGAAGGACUUGGAGAGGUGGCAGCAGAUACAGAAGCAGGUGUGGUGGAGAAUGCAAGUCCUGAGUUCUUGGGUGCUAAAGACUGGAGCUCAGAUGUCCCUGGUGAUAUUGACCAUGAUCAAUCAUUGGACAAAAGUAAAAGGAGUAAUGAUUCUAGAUCAAUGAAGCUUUUUAAGGUUGCCAUUGCAGAUUUUGUGAAGGAAGUUCUUAAGCCAUCAUGGAGGCAUGGUAACAUGAGCAAAGUGGCUUUCAAAACUAUUGUCAAGAAAACAGUUGAUAAGGUUUCUAAUUCAGUCCCUAGCAGUCAUAUACCAAAAACGUCUGCCAAGAUUAAACAGUAUCUACAGUCCUCUCAAAGGAAGGUGACCAAAUUAGUAAUGGGCUAUGUUGACAAGUAUGCGAAGCUAUAGCUGGAUCAGUAAAUGGGACUAUGAACUGAACCAAUCAGAACAGUUAAGGUUCCAGAGUUUGUGAUGCAUGCUACCAAAUGAGGCUGCAAGUUGGGUAAUAUCUAUCUGCAUGAAACAGUCCUUCCACAGUAAGGAGUGAACGGGAAGGAUCAUGUUUUUUCCAAUCUUCCCCAACAUGAGAUAAGUGAUGGUAGGAUGAUCUACUGCGGUCGCACACUAGCUCCGCAAACAUGCUGCUGAAAGAACUUUGUUUCUUCGUGGUAAAUGUACAUGCUGAUAGCUGUAUGAUUCAAUUAGUCCUUGACU
Phragmites australis (common reed) is the source of this 3632-nucleotide messenger RNA. RefSeq names its product digalactosyldiacylglycerol synthase 2, chloroplastic-like. Lineage: Eukaryota; Viridiplantae; Streptophyta; Magnoliopsida; Poales; Poaceae. Gene Ontology annotation, molecular function: digalactosyldiacylglycerol synthase activity. Gene Ontology annotation, biological process: galactolipid biosynthetic process. Bases 354 to 3326 code for a protein of 990 amino acids. The record is from RefSeq and is a predicted model, not a curated record. The transcript is spliced from 6 exons. Gene Ontology annotation, cellular component: chloroplast outer membrane.